AUGGAAGUAAGUGCCAUGUUGCCCAUGCCCUUGGACUUUUCAAUGGUUAGGAACGGAUCGCCCGGGAUAAGGGAGGAAUCGCCAAAAGUGUCGAAUAGUGCUUUCCGCAUUGUCACCCCCAAAGGUGUGUCAGCCAGUGAGGCGCUAAGAAACGGACUCUGUCAGUCACUAUGGGGAGCCACCAGCACACGCCCUGACACCAGAUUAACACCACCACCACCACAAAGCCUGGAGACGUAUUCUAGCAGAGAUGAAAUCAAAUUCGGAAUCAGCCGCUUAGUAGGCGAGCGUACUGAUGAAGAAGACAGUGAGUCCCACAACAACGAGACAAGAACAGACGACAUUUCCCCGACAUCCCAAUGUGGUAGCCCCUGCUGGGCCCCCUCCCCACCAUCACCACGUUCGGUCCGAUCAUCAUCCCCCGAACUAGAAGUCGACUCUCCCCCAUCAUCACCCAGACGACCCCCGGAUUCCUCCCCAACCCUUAAGCGAUCAGAGGCCUUCUCAGUCAGUGCUUUAUUAAGACCUGACGCUCCAAGAACACAGCCGCACAGACCGUUUCUUUAUCCCCCACUGCCUUUUGCGGAGUUUUUAAGAGAUGCUGGAAGUCUCAGUCUCCCUGGGUGGGGGGGAUAUAGUAACCUUUACUUGCAUGCUGUGCAGGCCGCUGGGCCCGAGUUAUUACGGCUUAGAGCAGCUGUGCUAGGAAACCCCAGUCCUCUAUCCAGACCUCUACCAAUUGGGGAUGUGUAUUCAUGCGUCAAGUGUGAGAAGAUGUUCAGUACUCCCCAUGGGUUGGAGGUCCACGCUCGUAGAUCUCAUAAUGGGAAGCGGCCGUUCGCUUGUGAGCUAUGUAGCAAGACGUUUGGACAUGAAAUCAGUCUUAGCCAACACAGGGCUGUCCACAGCGUAGAAAAAGUCUUCGAGUGCAAACAAUGCGGGAAGACCUUCAAGCGAUCAAGUACGCUGUCUACUCACCUGCUAAUACACUCGGACACUCGGCCGUAUCCCUGCCAGUACUGCGGAAAGCGGUUUCAUCAGAAGUCUGACAUGAAGAAACACACAUACAUACAUACCGGCGAGAAACCCCACAAAUGCCAAGUGUGCGGAAAAGCCUUCAGCCAGUCAUCAAACCUAAUAACACAUUCGCGAAAACACACCGGUUUCAAACCGUUCGCGUGUGAGCUCUGUGGUCGCGCGUUUCAACGUAAGGUGGAUCUCCGAAGGCAUAGAGAGACUCAACAUGCGGACCUUCGCAAUGCGCAGCAUAUGCCACCGCAUACGGACGUGCAUGCCAUGCACCCCGAUAUGCAUGUGCCGGAUCAUAGAAUCGAUCUUCGCCCAACUCACCCUGACAUCCGGCCCGACUACCGGAGUCUCAGUACCGCAGUCCCACCUCUUCAGCCAUUACCUUCUUGA
Messenger RNA from Leptosia nina, 1419 nucleotides. The record is from the annotation of a GenBank genome assembly. Lineage: Eukaryota; Metazoa; Arthropoda; Insecta; Lepidoptera; Pieridae.